Chaetura pelagica (chimney swift) is the source of this 1321-nucleotide messenger RNA. It is a transcript of the gene UBR7, whose product is annotated as ubiquitin protein ligase E3 component n-recognin 7 (putative). Gene Ontology annotation, molecular function: zinc ion binding; ubiquitin protein ligase activity. The record is from RefSeq and is a predicted model, not a curated record. The transcript is spliced from 10 exons. NCBI's taxonomy places the organism in Eukaryota, Metazoa, Chordata, Aves, Apodiformes, Apodidae. Bases 1 to 1131 code for a protein of 376 amino acids. Gene Ontology annotation, cellular component: cytoplasm.
AUGCAGCCCCCGCAGGACUGCGCGGGCAGCGGAGCGUUCCCUGGCGCGCCGGCCCUGCCGAAGUCCGAGCUUGGGUGUCUCGGGAGGAGGCAGGAGCUCAAUCGCAUCGGUGGGUCCGGCCGUCAGAAGCAAAUUCACGCUCCUCUGGGCUCGCCAUGCCUCUGCGGCCUCCCAGCCAAGAACUUCCGCUGUGACUGUGGAAAUAGCAAGUUCAAAAAUCUGCAGUGCAAGUUACUCCCAGAAAAGAGCAAGGUGAAUUCAGGAAAUAAGUAUAAUGACAAUUUCUACGGAUUGUACUGUACUUGUAAAAGACCAUAUCCAGAUCCUGAAGAUGAGAUUCCAGAUGAGAUGAUCCAAUGCAUAGUUUGUGAAGACUGGUUCCAUGGAAGGCAUCUGGGUGCAGUUCCCCCUGACAGUGGAGACUUCCAUGAGAUGGUGUGCCAAGCCUGCAUGAGCCGCUGCCAUUUCCUGUGGGCCUACGCAUCACAAUUGGCAGUUCCUGCUUUGACCAAAGUGAACUCUCUCGAAGAUGAAGGGAUUGUCCUGAACGUUGAGGAAAGUGAAGAGCAGAAAAAAGAAAUUAAAAAAGAAAGUGCAGUGGAACACCAAGAAACAAAGAAGGAAAAGCAAAUGGAACAGUUUAAUGAACCAUCCACUAGUUCUGGGUCUGCUUGUCCAGAGGUAGUUACUAAGAGUGAGGAGCCAGUCUGCAAGCUGAAAGAACUCCAAAGCAAGCAAUAUUUAAAAAAAGAUACUGCCACCUUUUGGCCAUCGAACUGGAGAAGCAAAUUAUGCACCUGUGGAGACUGUUUGAAAAUGUACUCAGAGCUUGAAGUCCAGUUCCUGACAGAUGAAUGUGACACUGUUUUGGCUUACGAAAAUAAAGGUACCAGUGACCAAGAAACAGAGAGAAGAGAUCCUUUAAUGGACACCCUUAACAGCAUGGACAGAGUCCAGCAAGUGGAACUUAUCUGUGAAUACAAUGAUUUAAAGACAGAACUGACAGACUAUCUCAGGAAAUUUGCAGAUGAGGGAACGGUGGUUAAAAGAGAAGACAUUCAGCACUUCUUUGAAGAAUUUCAGUCACGGAAAAGACGGCGGACAAACAGGAUGCAGUACUACUGUAGUUAGACUGAGAGGGCCUGGGUCUGAAAGGAGAACUAGGAAAACAGUAUUGGUUGGUGAACUGAGGAGGCAUCUUCAUUAUUUGGCUUCUAAUGGAAAUGCAACUGUCCAAGAAACGUCUUCAUUUUGUCUUAUGCUUCCUUAUUUGUAGCGACUGAAAUGCAUUCUUAAUAGGUACUUUUGAUUUGUAGGGAUU